Messenger RNA from Aspergillus affinis, 1332 nucleotides. RefSeq lists its product as uncharacterized. The coding region runs from base 1 to 1332 and encodes 443 amino acids. The record is from RefSeq and is a predicted model, not a curated record. The transcript is spliced from 3 exons. NCBI's taxonomy places the organism in Eukaryota, Fungi, Ascomycota, Eurotiomycetes, Eurotiales, Aspergillaceae.
AUGCCUGUCACCCGCCCUCCUUUCAUCAUUCAUUUCAUCCAAGUGGCAAGUUCCGCCUUUUUUGAAACCGCCUGCAUCCCUAUUACCACUCACGCUCUCCUAGGUAUACCUCGUUUUAAGCCUAUUAUGAUGGAUCGGAUUGACUUUGAGCUUUGUCUCGAUGUCGAUCAGCAUGAACCAGCCCCCCGCCAACCGGAUAAUGCCAACGUCACAGGGACCGAUGCGAACGACCAACAAGAACCACCGAUCAUCCGACAUCGUCGAACUCGGACAUUCAGUGAAAUUGAAGCAGACAGCACUUAUCGCUCGGGCCAUGACGCUAAUAACCCACCUAAAAGACCCAAAAUACUAGGAUUUGGAGAUGAUGUCCCCCUACAACAAGAGGAAUACAAUGGGGAGACUACGUCUGAGUAUCAACGCCCGACCAACGUAGUCAGCUCCAUUUUUCCAUAUCAUGAUGACGAUAUUUCAAUCAUGAUGAGCCCUUUCCAUACUACGAUGAGAUCACACGGUUCGGAAAACACCAGCGUCCCGAUGGCUGUUGACAACGCUCCUGGCCACGGUACCCCUUAUUCUGAGCUCGAAACCCCUCGUUCGUCUCUCUCUUCGAUGUAUCGCUCGUAUCCAACUGAAAGCAACAUGACCAUUUUUUCUUCAACGGAGACUGGCCCAUCGAACCGGUUCAUCAUUUACGAGGACACAGACGACGCCAUGGACAUUGCUACCUCGCAUAUCGAAUUCAGCCUUACCUGGCCUUCUUCAUAUGUUUCCCGCGCGGAGGACAACAAGGAGAAUUAUGAAGGGGACGAAGACGCCGAUGAUGAAGCUGAUACCCCCAAUGCGAGAGGAAUUGCUUCCACUGCCCCAGGUUCAAGUUCCGCCAUGGAUCCUGUCAGGAGCAUCCAAGACGAUGAGCAUGAACUUGAACAUAACCCCGACUAUGUUCACACUGAAGAGACCCUCAUGAACUCUUACCACAACCAGUCUUUGAGACGUCCCUGGAGCUUAGGAACAGAGGACGCAUUUCUUCUACCCGCCUCCCCACGACACUCUCAUCUUUCUGUUUCCGAUGAUUUUGAUGCAGAUGACGAGGCAGACCUGGACAUUAUCUUGACGAACAGCGGCUACGGCAGCUCUGUGAAUACUCACUACCAAGACGAGAUGGGACGCUUCUAUAGGCCCUUCCCCACCCUUGCUGACGCACCCGAAUUGUCUACUACUAUUUACUCGCCCCUGACAGAAAUCCCAUCGAUGAGUCCCAUUUGUCCCGAGGUUGUGACUCAGGGACCUCGUCGGCCCAUGAGAACUAGGGUUCGAUUUCCAGUUUUAUGA